This is a messenger RNA of Amphimedon queenslandica, 3692 nucleotides long. Its product is annotated as ankyrin-1-like. The transcript is spliced from 5 exons. The annotation marks the transcript as partial. NCBI's taxonomy places the organism in Eukaryota, Metazoa, Porifera, Demospongiae, Haplosclerida, Niphatidae. Gene Ontology annotation, molecular function: protein binding. The record is from RefSeq and is a predicted model, not a curated record.
UUGUACGUCAUCUUGUGAUUGAUAAACACUGUGAUGUUAAUGCUAAAGGGAGGAAUGGCUUAACUCCAUUACACAUGGCAUGUUUAAAUCGUAAUUUUGAAGCUGUUCAAUUUCUUACCAAUUCCACUGAAUGCAAUAUAGAAGCUGAAGGUAAUGAUCAAGAUAGACCACUCCAUUUAGCAUGUAAAUCAGGAAACGUAGACAUUGUACGUCAUCUUGUGAUUGAUAAACACUGUGAUGUUAAUGCUAAAGGGAGGAAUGGCUUAACUCCAUUACACAGGGCAUGUUUAAAUCGUAAUUUUGAAACUGUUCAAUUUCUUACUAGUUACACUGAAUGCAAUAUAGAAGCUGAAGGUAAUGAUCAAGAUAGACCACUCCAUUUAGCAUGUAAAUCAGGAAACGUAGACAUUGUGCGUCAUCUUGUGAUUGAUGAACACUGUGAUGUUAAUGCUAAAGGGAGGAAUGGCUUAACUCCAUUACACAGGGCAUGUUUAAAUCGUAAUUUUGAAACUGUUCAAUUUCUUACCAGUUCCACUGAAUGCAAUAUAGAAGCUGAAGAUAAUGUUCAACAUAGACCACUCCAUUUAGCAUGUGGAUCAGGAAAUUUAGACAUUGUACGUCAUCUUGUGAUUGAUAAACACUGUGAUGUUAAUGCUAAAGGGAGGAAUGGCUUAACUCCAUUACACAUGGCAUGUUUAAAUCGUAAUUUUGAAGCUGUUCAAUUUCUUACCAAUUCCACUGAAUGCAAUAUAGAAGCUGAAGGUAAUGAUCAAGAUAGACCACUCCAUUUAGCAUGUGAAUCAGGAAAUGUAGACAUUGUACGUCAUCUUGUGAUUGAUAAACACUGUGAUGUUAAUGCUAAGCGGAAAGAUGGCUUAACUCCAUUACACAUGGCAUGUUUAAAUCGUAAUUUUGAAACUGUUCAAUUUCUUACCAAUUCCACUGAAUGCAAUAAAGAAGCAGAAGAUAAUGAUCAAGAUAGACCACUCCAUUUAGCAUGUGAAUCAGGAAAUGUAGACAUUGUACGUCAUCUUGUGAUUGAUAAACACUGUGAUGUUAAUGCUAAAGGGAGUAAUGGCUUAACUCCAUUACACAUGGCAUGUUUAAAUCGUAAUUUUGAAACUGUUCAAUUUCUUACCAGUUCCACUGAAUGCAAUAUAGAAGCUGAAGAUAAUGAUCAACAUAGACCACUCCAUUUAGCAUGUCGAUCAGGGAAUGUAGACAUUGUACGUCAUCUUGUGAUUGAUAAACACUGUGAUGUUAAUGCUAAAGGGAGGGAUGGCUUAACUCCAUUACACAUGGCAUGUUUAAAUCGUAAUUUUGAAACUGUUCAAUUCCUUACCAGUUCCACUGAAUGCAAUAUAGAAGCAGAAGAUAAUGCUCAAGAUAGACCACUUCAUUUAGCAUGUGGAUCAGGGAAUGUAGACAUUGUACGUCAUCUUGUGAUUAAUAAACACUGUGAUGUUAAUGCUAAAGGGAGGGAUGGCUUAACUCCAUUACACAUAGCAUGUUUAAGUUGUAAUUUUGAAACUGUUCAAUUCCUUACCAGUUCCACUGAAUGCAAUAUAGAAGCUGAAGAUAAUGAUCAAGAUAGACCACUCCAUUUAGCAUGUGGAUCAGGAAACGUAGACAUUGUACGUCAUCUUGUGAUUGAUAAACACUGUGAUGUUAAUGCUAAAGGGAGGGAUGGCUUAACUCCAUUACACAUGGCAUGUUUAAGUUGUAAUUUUGAAACUGUUCAAUUCCUUACCAGUUCCACUGAAUGCAAUAUAGAAGCUGAAGGUAAUUAUCAAGAUAGACCACUCCAUUUAGCAUGUAAAUCAGGAAACGUAGACAUUGUACGUCAUCUUGUGAUUGAUAAACACUGUGAUGUUAAUGCUAAAGGGAGGAAUGGCUUAACUCCAUUACAUGUGGCAUGUUUAAAUCGUAAUUUUGAAACUGUUCAAUUUCUUACCAGUUCCACUGAAUGCAAUAUAGAAGCUGAAGAUAAUGAUCAACAUAGACCACUCCAUUUAGCAUGUGGAUCAGGAAACGUAGACAUUGUACGUCAUCUUGUGAUUGAUAAAAACUGUGAUGUUAAUGCUAAAGGGAGGGAUGGCUUAACUCCAUUACACAUGGUAUGUUUAAAUCGUAAUUUUGAAACUGUUCAAUUCCUUACCAGUUCCACUGAAUGCAAUAUAGAAGCUGAAGGUAAUGAUCAAGAUAGACCACUCCAUUUAGCAUGUCAAUCAAGGAAUUUAGACAUUGUACGUCAUCUUGUGAUUGAUAAAGGCUGUGAUACUAAUGCUAAAGGGAGGAAUGGCUAUACACCAUUACAUUAUGCAUGUGAAAAGGGCCACUUUGAAAUGGUUAAAAUUCUGACUAAUCAUCCACAAUGUAAUACUGAAGCUGAGAACAGUUUUAAUGACAGACCACUGCACAAAGCAUAUUAUGAAUCUGGAAAUUUUGACAUUGUACGUCAUCUUGUGAUUGACAAACACUGUGAUGUUAAUGCUAAAGGGAGGUUUGACUAUACACCAUUACAUUAUGCAUGUAAAAAGGGUCACUUUGAAAUUGUUAAGAUUCUGACUAAUCAUCCACAAUGUAACAUUGAAGCUGAAGAUGAGAAUAAUGAUAGGCCAAUACAUCUAGCAUUAAGUGGUAAAACUCAUAUGAACAUCGUAAAUUAUCUUGUUGAAGUUAAAGGUUGCAAUACUCAGGGGAUAACCACUUAUGAUAUGAAAGUUAGUAGUUAUCUUCAUAUUUAUCAAUCUAGUGGUAUAGCAUUAUUACGUGUUGUUAAGUCUGGUCCUAUGAAAGAUAAAGUUGGUCGAAAAGCUGUCAAAUAUUACUUUAUGCCUUGUGCUCUAAAACCAGCAGAUGUAGAAAAAGAGGAGAGAGAUGGGUCAGUUAGUCCAGUUCCUUUAUUGAUAUGUUUUGAGUGUGGUUAUACUCCUGUUGGUGUUUUCUGUUGUCUAGUAGUGUAUCUUCUUGAUCAGAAGACAGAUCAAGUAUUGGAAUGGAAAUUAACUGGUAAUGAUCAAUAUCGUAACAGGAUUACCUUUCAUGUUGGAAAAUACCAUGAUACUGUUACCUUAAUCAGUCAUGCUACUUACCUUGAAGUGUGGGUUCAGCAAAUAAAAGGCUCACAGCUGUCAACAAGUGAUUUACUGUCAUCAUUACACAAAGGACUAGUCACAGUGACACAAUCACUCCAUUACACUUACAAGUCAAAACAUGAGUUUGGAGUACCAUGUACAUGUACUGGAGUACCUCAUCCUGCUGUGAUUGACUUUAAUGAAAGUGCAACUAAGUGUGUGAAUGGCAGAAUAGUGGAGUUUAACGAGAAGCAAUUGUACUGGUCUAAGAAGGUUGUUGAACUGAAUAACACAAUACAAAACACUAGCAGCAAAGUAUCAUCUCAAACUGAAUCCCAUAAAAGUUCUUCGUCCCAUGGCACAGCUGCAGUAGAUACAGAAGUUUGUCCUAGAGACUUGUUUCGUGAACAUUCAGCUGAUAUUACCCAAUGCAUCUCAUUAGAUGUAGUACGUGUUGCUGAUAGACUGUUUGCUGCAAAAGUGAUUCCUGAACAAUUAAGAAAUGAAGUAUCUAAUGUAACUGGUUUAGAUGACUAUAGAAAAGCCAACAAAAUGACAGUUCACAUUCAAAAUACUCUCAGUUGUCAUUCAAAUCCAAUUGAGUAUCUUACUGAA